GGCCACAUCCAACCAAGUUCGCGGACUCUUUUCCAUUCACCGAACACGCCCUGUCCGCUGUUGUCGGGAGACGAUGGCCAGCUCGGGAAUGCAGCUCCUGGGUUUCUUCCUCUCGCUGGUCGGCCUCGCCGCCACCGUUGCCGCCACUUUCAUGGUUGAAUGGAAGAGGCAGGCGCAGGGCAAGACGCACCGCAUCUACGAGGGCUUGUGGAUGAGCUGCAGCGGCAACGAGAGAACGACCUGCGAAUUCCACGAGUCCCUCCUAAAGCUGCCAACUGAAGUCCAGGCUACCCGGGCAGUGAUGCUGAUCAGCAUCUUCCUCUCUGCCGUGGCACUGAUGGUCUCCACAGUUGGGAUGAAGUGCACCCGCUUCAUGGAUGGCAAGUCUGAGAGCAAGUCCACAACAGCUAUGAUCGGAGGAAUAAUGUUCAUGGUUUCAGGUUUAUUGACCCUCAUCAUCACCUCCUGGUAUGUCAAAAUGAUUGUUCAGACCUUCCAUUCAUCCCAUCGCCUGCAAAGCUUCGAGUUUGGUAAGGCAGUGUUUGUCAGCUGGGCUGGUGGCCUCCUCACUAUGGCCGGUGGCGCUUUCCUCAGCUGUCGGCGAUGCUCACGGUCCGAGUCGUCCGAGUCCAUAAGCUCCAACCACCUCCUGCCCACCACCAACCCCAAGUCCAACUACGUCUAGUCAGGAGGGCACAGGAGAAAGGUUGGCACAGUCUGAGGAAAUGUACCACUGUGGGACUGUUAUGAAUAUACUACCUAAAUUCAACAAUUAAUUAUGAGCAAGAUCGAGCUGUGUGAAAUGACUUGGAAUCUAAUUUAUCGUGUGGGUGCAAACAGCCACAGCUGUAGCUUGUCCCACUGUCAGGUGUGAGGAUGUGAAGGAUUCAAUGUUUAAAUUACUUACCAAUAACAACAAAUUAUUUGUAUUUUUUUUUUUAAAUCUACAUGUCCAGUUUAAACCCAGUGGACUGUUUCAGCCUGUUUGUAUAUGUGUGAAAUCAUGAAGUUACUCUUCACAACUACCAAUGACGAACACUCGUUUGAAUAGUUUACAGUUUAGCCAUGAAGUUUUUACACUCUGUAGCAGGAUUUCUGUACUCUAAUGGUGUACUUUCCCAUACAAAUCCUUCCCCUUACCUCUUCAGUUCCACACUGGUGUU
Messenger RNA from Xiphias gladius (swordfish), 1163 nucleotides. RefSeq names its product claudin-1-like. Gene Ontology annotation, molecular function: structural molecule activity. Bases 74 to 685 code for a protein of 203 amino acids. Gene Ontology annotation, biological process: cell adhesion; bicellular tight junction assembly. The record is from RefSeq and is a predicted model, not a curated record. The transcript has 4 exons. Gene Ontology annotation, cellular component: plasma membrane; bicellular tight junction. NCBI's taxonomy places the organism in Eukaryota, Metazoa, Chordata, Actinopteri, Istiophoriformes, Xiphiidae.